AUGGCGCUUUGGGUUGAUAAAUACCGACCGAAACAGCUUCUGGGAAAGGAUGGAGUUGAUUUUCAUCACGAACAAGCAUCCCACUUGAAAUAUUUGGUUGCCGGUAACAGUAUGCCACAUUUGCUUUUCUGCGGACCUAGUGGAGCUGGAAAAAAGACGAGAAUUAAGUGUCUCUUGAGAGAACUUUAUGGCUCUGGAGCCGAUCGUACACAACUCCUUAUGAAGCAAUUCACGUCACCAACUAAUCGAAAAUUAGAAAUUCAGACAGUAUCGAGCAAUUAUCACAUUGAAUUGACACCCUCCGAUGUUGGAAUCUACGAUCGGGUCGUGGUUCAAGACAUCGUCAAAGAGAUGGCCCAGACUGCCCAAAUCGACUCGACCUCACAGAAAUCGUUCAAAGUGGUGAUACUGUGUGAGGCGGACUCGCUGACGCGAGAUGCCCAGCACGGUCUGCGAAGAACGAUGGAGAAGUACGCUAGCAACUGCCGAAUCAUUCUGUGCUGUGAAUCGCUGUCGCGUAUUAUUGAUCCUCUUCAAUCGCGAUGCAUUGUGAUCAACGUGCCGGCACCGAGUGACGAGGAGAUCGCCGGAAUUGUUAGAGGGGUGUGCUCGCAGGAGAAGGUUGAGAUUCCUGAGAAUAUUGUUCAACAGGUUGUCGAAAAAUCAGAAGGGAACCUACGACGAGCUCUUUUGAUGGUUGAAUGUACUCGAAUGCAGAAUGACAAUGGUGCGAUCACGUCGGAUUCGAAGGUGGUGAUGCCGGAAUGGGAGCAAUAUCUUCAAGAAACAGCGAAAAUGAUUCUGCAGAAACAGUCGAAUGAUAUGAUUUUGAAAGUUAGAGAACGCAUUUAUGAGAUAUUGUCGAGAUGUAUGCCGCCGAAUUUGAUUUUUAAUAAAUUGCUUGAUUUCCUUCUGCCGAAUUGCGCCGACUCGAUCGUCGGCGAAGUCGUGGCAGAAGCGGCGAAAUUCGAGCACAGACUCGUUCUAGGCCAGCACUCGAAGGCAAUAUUCCAUCUUGAGGCUUUUGUUGUCGCAUUUAUGGAUAUUUAUUUAACACAUUUGUCGAAGCCCAAGUGA
This is a messenger RNA of Caenorhabditis bovis, 1077 nucleotides long. The record is from the annotation of a GenBank genome assembly. NCBI's taxonomy places the organism in Eukaryota, Metazoa, Nematoda, Chromadorea, Rhabditida, Rhabditidae.